AUGGCCUGGUUUGCCCUCUAUCUCCUGAGUCGUCUCUGGGCUGUGGCUGGGACCAGCAACCAGAGCCAAAGUUCAUGCUCUGUUCCCUCUGCCCAGCAGUCCUUGGUCAACAACAUCCAGGUUCUCAUGGAGAGCUCUGUGACCUCGUCAGCCUUCCCAAACCCCAGCAUCCUCAUUGCCAUGAACCUGGCUGGAGCCUACAACCUGGAGGCACAGAAGCUCCUCACUUACAAGCUCAUGAGUAGUGACACCAAUGAUCUAACCAUCGGUCAACUCGCCCUCACUGUUCUAGCCCUCACCUCCUCCUGUCGAGACCCUGGGGACAGUUUAUCGCUUCUACAAAGAGAAAUGGAGAACUGGGCACCUUCAAGCCCUAGUGCUGAAGCUACAUCCUUCUACGGGCCCAGUUUGGCAAUCUUGGCACUGUGCCAGAAGAACCCCGAGACCACUUUGCCAAUAGCAGCCCGAUUUGCCAAGUCCCUGCUGGUUAAUCCCUCUCCUUUCAAUAUGGACACAGGAGCCAUAGCAACCUUGGCUUUGACCUGUAUGUAUAACAAGAUCCCUGUAGGAUCAGAUGAAAGUUAUAGAGCCCUGUUCGGUCAAGUACUAAAGCACAUUGUGGAAGAUAUCAGCAUAAGAAUCAAAGACAAUGGCAUAAUCGGAGACAUCUACAGUACUGGCCUUGCCAUGCAGGCUCUCUCUGUCACACCUGAGAGACCAAACAAGGAGUGGGACUGCAGGAAGACCAUGAAUACAGUACUGACUGAGAUCAAGGAGGGGAAAUUCCACAACCCCAUGGCCAUUGCCCAAAUCCUCCCUUCUCUGAAGGGCAAGACAUACCUAGAUGUGCCCCACGUGGUAUGUGGUCCUGAUCAUGAGGUGCAGCCAACUCUACCCAGCCUUCCUAGCCCUGGCCCCACGUCAGCAUCCAGCAUCACGGUCAUAUACACCAUAAAUAACCAGCUAAGAGGGGUGGACCUGCUCUUCAAUGUGACCAUCGAUGUCACAGUGAAGAGGGGAUCUGUGCUACUUCUUGUGCUGGAAGAAGCCCAGAGAAAAAGUCCCAUGUUCAAAUUUGAAACCACAAUGACAUCCUGGGGCCUUGUUGUCUCUUCUAUCAAUGAUAUCGCUGAAAACGUUAAUCACAAGACAUACUGGCAAUUCCUUAGUGGCAAAACACCUUUGAAUGAAGGUAUUGCUGACUAUGUACCCUUCAACCAGGAGCACAUCACAGCCAACUUCACACAGUACUAA
Messenger RNA from Chrysochloris asiatica (Cape golden mole), 1254 nucleotides. RefSeq names its product gastric intrinsic factor (vitamin B synthesis) (gene CBLIF). NCBI's taxonomy places the organism in Eukaryota, Metazoa, Chordata, Mammalia, Afrosoricida, Chrysochloridae. Bases 1 to 1254 code for a protein of 417 amino acids. Gene Ontology annotation, molecular function: cobalamin binding. Gene Ontology annotation, biological process: cobalamin transport. The record is from RefSeq and is a predicted model, not a curated record. The transcript has 9 exons.